This is a messenger RNA of Chelmon rostratus (copperband butterflyfish), 4154 nucleotides long. Its product is annotated as nuclear factor 7, ovary-like. NCBI's taxonomy places the organism in Eukaryota, Metazoa, Chordata, Actinopteri, Chaetodontiformes, Chaetodontidae. Bases 139 to 1512 code for a protein of 457 amino acids. The transcript is spliced from 2 exons. Gene Ontology annotation, molecular function: protein binding; zinc ion binding. The record is from RefSeq and is a predicted model, not a curated record.
CGAUCAGAUUCACCUUCAGAUUCAGCUUCAGACCAAACUCUGAGUGAGUCCAGCUGCAGGAGAGAAAAGUGGAGAAGUACAACACUGCUGCUUCACCCUGCUGACAGUCCACACUCUGAAGCUUCAGUCAGAGACUAAAUGGCUUCCAGAUCAGAGGAGGAUCUCAGCUGUCCGGUCUGUCGUGACAUCUUUAGAGAUCCUGUUGUUCUGUCAUGCAGCCACAGCUUCUGUAAAGACUGUCUGAAGAGCUGGUGGAGACAGAAAGAAACUCGUGAGUGUCCAGUUUGUAAGAGAAGAUCUUCAAGGGCUAAACCACCUUUAAACCUGGUGUUGAAGAACCUGUGUGAGACCUUCUUACAGGAGAGAGAUCAGAGAGCUUCAGAGGCGAUCUGCACUCUGCACUCUGAGAGAUUCAGACUCUUCUGUCUGGACCAUCAGCAGCCGGUUUGUCUCGUCUGCAGAGAUUCAGAAAAACACACCGGCCACAGAUUCAGACCUGUCGAUGAAGCUGCACAACAACACAAGAAGAAACUUCAGGAAACUCUGCAGCCCUUAAAGGAGAAGUUAAAGGUUUGUGAACAAGUUAAAGUGAAGUUUGAUCAAACAGCAGAACACAUCAAGGUCCAGGCAGAACACACAGAGAGGCAGAUUAAGGAGCAGUUUAAGAAGCUUCACCAGUUUCUAGAAGAGGAAGAGGAGGCCAGAGUGGCUGCACUGAGGGAGGAAGAGCAGCAGAAGAGUCAGAUGAUGAAGCAGAAGAUGGAGGACCUGAGCAGAGAGAUAGCAGCUCUUUCAGACACAGCCAGAGCCACAGAGGAGGACCUGAGAGCCGAAGACGUCUCAUUCCUGCAGAACUACAAGGCUGCAGUGGAAAGAGUCCAGCAGCGUCCCCUGCUGGAUGAUCCACAGCUGCCCUCAGGAGCUCUGAUAGACCAGGCCAAACACCUGGGCAACCUGACCUUCAACAUCUGGAACAAGAUGAAGGAGAUGGUCUCAUACACUCCUGUGAUCCUGGACCCAAACACUGCUCAUCCAGAACUCAUCCUGUCCAGAGAUCUGACCAGUGUGAGACAAGGAGAAGAACAGCAGCUUCCUGACAAUCCAGAGAGGUUUGAUUCUUCAUGGUCUGUCCUGGGCUCUGAGGGCUUUAACUCAGGGACUCACAGCUGGGAUGUGGAGGUUGGAGACAGUCCAGGUUGGUGUCUGGGUGUGUUAGAAGAGCCUGUCCAGGGGAAGGGAUUCAUAGAGUCUGAAUUAUGGGGAAUAGAGUUAUAUGAAGGUCAGUACUCAGCACGCUCAAGAUUAGAUGAACUCACUGUUCUCCAAGUGCAGAAGAAGCUCCAGAGGAUCAGAGUGAAUCUGGACUGGGACAGAGGAAAGCUGUCGUUCUCUGAUCCUGAUACUAACGCACACAUACACACCUUCACACACACUUUCACGAAGAAGAUGUUUCCAUUUAUUUUUACUAUGGAUAAACUCCCAUUGAAGAUGUUACCACUGAAGGAAUUUUAAAUUCAGGGUGGUGGAAAACAUGUCAACAGUGGUGGACAACUUACUUGAAUGUGUUACAAUAGAAAUAUUAAUGAAGAAAACAAAAAAUGUCAUUGUGAGUUGUAUGUACAUAACGCCAGGUUCUAAGCUUCACUUAUUUAAGGAAUGGAUGAAGGAAUAUGUGACAAAAGUAAAUCAAAAAGUUAUGUUCAUCUGUGGUGAUUUCAACAUUGAUUUGCUGAACCCAAACAAACAUCAAAAGACAGAAAUAUACAGUUUUAACUUAUUUCCGAAAAUCACCAGACCCAGCAGGAUUACUUCCUAUUGUGCUACAUUAAUUGACAAUAUAUUCUCUAAUGUCAUUGAGAACAAUACAGUGAGUGGAUUAUUAGUAAAUGAUAUCAGUGACCACCUCCCAGUUUUUACAACUUACAACAAUACCUGCAAAUAUAGCAACAUGGACAGCAUAAAAUAUUACAGACGAGUCAGAACAGAGGAAUCGAUGGAUAAACUAAAUAACGAUCAAAUGGCUGGGAACCAAUUUACAAAGAGAAGGAUAUGAAUAAGGUUUAUGAUAGUUUCUUUGAUUGUUCAAUCAAACAAUAUAACAGAAAACAAAAAUAUGGUGACAAUCAAUGGAUCUCAAAGGGACUACAAAAUGCAUGGAAAAAGAAAAAUACAUGAUAUGGAGAAUUAAUAAAAUAUAGAACCAAAGAGGCAGAAAGCAAGUACAAGAAAUAUAAAAACAAGUUCACUCACUUUUUUGAGAAAAUGUAAGAGGGAUUACUUCAAUAAAUUAUUAGAAAACAAUAAAAAUAAUAAAAGGUAUUUGGAAUAUUCUGAACAACAUUAUUAGAAAUUGAUCACAACAGAGAAAUUACCCUAAUUAUUUUAUUGAAAACAAUAUCAAUGUUGAUAACAUGUACUUGGUGGUGAACAAGUUUAAUGACUUUUUUGUGAAUGUAGGACCAGACCUGGCAGAUAAAAUUCCUGCUCCAGCCACAGAUCACAGUGAUAAUGCGGUUUUAAUAGAAAAUAAUCUGAAUUCAAUGUUUCUCAAAGUCACUGACGAAAAAGAAAUAAUAGAAAGAGUCAAUAAAUGUAAAAACAAAACAUCUACUGACUGUGAUGAAAUAGACAUGAAAAUAGUAAAAAAGGUAAUUCUAGCCAUUUCCAAACCACUAACUCACAUCUUCAACUAAUCAUUCCAAACAGGUCAGUUUCCCAGUAAGAUGAAAACAGCAAAAGUUAUUCCAUUGUACAAGAACGGCGACAGACACCACUUCACAAAUUACACGCCUGUUUCUCUUCUCCCACAGUUCUCCAAAAUCCUUGAAAAACUGUUUAAUGACAGAUUAGAUAAAUGUAUAGAAAAACACAAUUUACUCUCAGACAGUCAAUACAGAUUCAGAACUAACCGGUCAACAUCCCUAGCAUUAACUGAACUCAUUGAAGAAAUCACAAAUUCCAUAGACAGUAAAAAAACUCACAGUUCGAGUUUUCAUUGAUUAAAAAAAAGCAUUUGAUACCAUAACCCAUGAAAUAUUAAUCAAUGAACUAGAACAGUACGGAAUCAGAGGAAUUGUGCUAAAAUGGGUGAGAAGCUAUUUGGAGAACAGGGAACAAUUUGUGAAGAUGGGAGAUCAUUAUUCUGUGUGUUUGGAUAUUGUGUGUGGCGUCCAGGUGCUGACACAAAAACAAAAAAUGUCAAAAACACACAGCAGCAAGAGAAAUAAAUGAUCAAUUCAUUCAUGUUUAAGAGAUUUCUGGGAGGAAAAUCUGUAUUUAACCUGAGUGAUGGUGUUAUGAAGCAUGUUUCAGCCUGAAGAACCUCUAUACAGAACAGCUGUCAUCAUGUGAUUUGUACGAGGACGAGCUGCUGCCAGCUGACCAGAACUCUCCCAUCAAGUCUUCAGCAAGAACAUUCCUGCAACCAAAUAUAAUGUGUUUGGUUUUGGCCACUUUCAUACAAAUUCACUCAUUUUAAAAAUUUCAUUCAUUUUUUUUCCUAAUACUUUUAUUGAAAACAAGAUACAUCUAAUCACAAAAUUACAAUUUACCUUCUUUUUUCUGUUUUGUUUUUUAAAUAUAUGCAUAUAUGCACACAUACGUGCACAAAUUUACACAUAUGUACACACACACAUAUACACACAAAAACAUUAAAUGAAAAAGCACUCUCUAAACAGAGGGUAGAAGAAAAUAUGGUACAUUUAAAAAGGAAAGAAAAUCUUAAUAAAAUGAACAAACUACAUGCUCCCACCCCCAAACCUGUAAUGGUCUGAGUUUUGUUUUGCUUCUGUUUGUUUGGAGGGUGUCUGUGUCCUGUGGCCGCUGUUUCUCUCUCCAGCACUGCAGGCUGUGGCUGGGGUGUGUGGCUGACUUACUUUCUGGCUGUGUGCAGCCGGCACUCCUGAUGGCACUCUGCAAUCAACUCACCUCUCCAUAAAGACCGGCUCUGCCUCCACUCCUCUGCCAGAUAUUUCCGUGUCAUUCGGUUGUACCAGGUUCAGGUGGCUUUGUCUAGGUUCUCUGAAAGUUCUUCCUGUUCUGAUCAUUUUUCUUUUGUGCUCUUUCAGGUUGGUGCCUCGCUGCCACACCUCACUUAGAUUUCAGCCAGCCUCCAGCAGCUGCAGCAUGCAGAGACUUUUUCUUGUUAUAUUUUG